AUGAGGCCCAGCGUUUUUUUCGGCCUGUGUGCCAAUCUUUUCGUUUGUCCCUCCUUGGCCGUCUUGACUUGGACACCGGUUGGCUGUGCCGGAGUCACGGCCAACGGCGUUACCAUCGACUCCAUCUGGGACAAUGCCCUGCUGAUGGUUCAGACGGCCCAGACGCGCAUUGACAGCAUCAGAAACUUCCCUAUCAAGGCUAAGUCGACGAGGGCCCGCGUUGCGAACAACGCCCACUACAUGUUCGGGAUUGAUGUCAACUGGUCAACCGGGUUCGCCUCGUCGACGAAAAAAACCCUUUCGGAUGUUCGCAGUAUUUACUCUCGAAUGGAGAGUAAGAUGAACGAGGACACCAACUAUCUCCUAUGCAAUGAUAACGGAUUCCAGUGGGGCAACAUUGGAGGCUAUACUACUGGCGUAUGGUACUACGCAUUUCCGGGAACAAAUGAUGCUUUGAUCCUUAGAUCCACCGCUGGCAAUAGCGCGGGUGAUCCCAUCGUCCCCAAGCAACUCUCAUAUGAUUUUGAAGCAAAUGCCGGACCAUCCACUAAUCAAAACGAAUCAAAAGCAAGCCAGCGCCCAUGCGGCGAGUCAAAUCUUGCCGGCGAGACAUUCACGGGCGAAUACAUGUCAUCCACUGCCGGCGGAACCGUGCAGUACACCCAAACCACAGCGAUCCUCCUCUGCGUACAAAACCAGUUGAUGUACAAACCAACGCUGGAGCUGGGGUUCACUGUCAGCGACAAUAAAGGCAUAGCAGACGAGUACGAGUCCGUCUCUGGCACCAUCGUUCAUGAGAUGGUCCACGCUCUGAAUACCCAUAUGUACUGGGACCAGACGCACCCUGAUUUCCCCAAUGACGGAUUACCUGGGUACGGCUUCGACAAAUGCAUGAUUCUAGCGACGAAGUCCCCGCAGCAGGCUCUGGUUAACCCGGACAACUACCGCAUCUUUGCGGAGAUGUGCAUGUCGCCUAAGACUGAAUGGCAGCCGGCGGAACCUGCAGGUGCAUAG
This is a messenger RNA of Aspergillus mulundensis, 1014 nucleotides long. RefSeq lists its product as uncharacterized. The transcript has 5 exons. Lineage: Eukaryota; Fungi; Ascomycota; Eurotiomycetes; Eurotiales; Aspergillaceae. Bases 1 to 1014 code for a protein of 337 amino acids. Gene Ontology annotation, molecular function: metalloendopeptidase activity. The record is from RefSeq and is a predicted model, not a curated record.